UCUCCAUGGCAACUGCUAUUCGCCAGAAUCGCCUCAGCCGAGCAUCAUCGGAUCUUUGACACAGACAGUCUCUUCGAAACGAUCGCUCUGCUAGCAAUUGUUUUCCUUUUGUUUUAUUUUAUUAUUUAGUUCUGUUUUGAACACUUUAUAUAGCGAAUGCUUGCCAGUGCGUGAAAGGGAAUCAAAGACGCACAUUAGCUAGCCUGCUAACGUUUGUGUAACGUUAGCAGUGGAAUGGAUCAGUACAGUAUUCUGGGCAGAAUUGGGGAAGGAGCUCACGGAAUUGUUUUCAAAGCCAAACACAUCGAGACAGGGGAGACGGUGGCUUUGAAAAAAGUAGCUCUGCGAAGACUCGAAGAUGGAAUUCCAAACCAGGCCCUACGGGAAAUCAAAGCUCUGCAAGAGAUUGAGGACAACCAAUAUGUGGUGAAGCUGAAGGACGUCUUCCCGCACGGCACAGGCUUUGUGCUGGUGUUCGAGUACAUGUUGUCAGAUCUGUCAGAAGUCAUUCGGAAUUCCCAGCGUCCUCUCACCGCAUCCCAGGUCAAAGGUUACAUGAUGAUGCUGCUGAAAGGAGUGGCUUUCUGCCACGAGAACUCAAUCAUGCACCGGGACCUGAAACCCGCAAAUCUUCUAAUCAGCUCGACGGGUCACCUGAAGAUCGCUGACUUCGGUCUGGCCAGGCUCUUUUCCAAUGAAGGAGAUCGUCUGUACAGUCACCAGGUGGCCACCAGGUGGUACAGAGCGCCAGAGCUUUUGUACGGUGCCCGGAAAUAUGAUGAAGGAGUCGAUAUCUGGGCAGUGGGCUGUAUUUUUGGGGAGCUUUUGAAUAACUCGCCGCUUUUCCCCGGAGAGAACGACAUCGAACAGUUGUGCUGUGUGUUACGAGUGCUGGGAACUCCCAACCAGAAAGUUUGGCCAGAAAUAACAGAACUACCGGACUACAAUAAGAUCACGUUCAAAGAAAACCCCCCUAUUCCUUUGGAGGAGAUCGUGCCUGACACGUCACCGCAGGCUGUGGACCUGCUGAAGAAGUUCCUCGUCUAUCCGUCCAAACAGAGGAUCAGUGCUAGACAGGCUUUGCUCCAUCCGUAUUUCUUCACGGAUCCUCUCCCAGCCCAUCACUCAGAGCUGCCCAUCCCUCAGCGUGGAGGAAAGCACUCCAGACAGCGCAUGCAGCCCCCUCAUGAAUUCACAGUGGAUCGACCCUUACACGAGAGCUUGGUGGAUCCGAGUCUGAUCCAGAGGCAUGCGCGGAGCUGUUUAUGACAGCGGUAUGAGCAGAAAUGUAGGGCUUUGUGCUUAGUUUCGCACCAUUAAGCCACAGACUCUUAUUUAAUUUUUAAGGACAAUGAAAAAAAAAAGGAAUAAAACGUUACGUUAUAAAAGCUCUGUUAUGCAAGAUUGAGCUAUAUAAUGUUUAGGUGUUCUGAAUAUACUUUUAAUAGUAUUUUUCUGUGAUAUGUGUUUACAUUUUAUUAAAUAUUCUCAAGAACUAAUCAAUUACGAGACAAAAAGGCAAGGUGAUCACAUAGCAGGUCAUAAUUAUGACAAAAAAGUCAAAACGUUUGUCAUAAUUAAGACUUUUUGCCAUUACCAAAGUGUGAUUUGUCUUUUUUUGGGGAGGAAAAAUAAAUAAAUGUGCAAAUUAUUUGCUCUAUUACAGGCAAUAUAGCGUUUCCAUUUUUUUCCAUUUUCCAGUAUUCUUUUAGUAAACUUUCAAAUGGCAUAGAUUUACUUUUUUUGUGAUAGGUGUUCAAAUUUCUAAUGAGUAUUUUUUUGUAAUAGACACAAUCAGUUAUGGGAUUAAAAUUCAAAAUGAUGGCGUACUAAGACAUUGAUAUAUUUAAUGUCAUAGUUAUGACUUUUUAUGAGUUAUUUUGACUUGUAAUGAUUUACCAAAGCGUGAUUUGUCAUUUGUUACUGAAAAAAUAAAGAAAAUAUUCAGAUUA
This is a messenger RNA of Puntigrus tetrazona (Sumatra barb), 1952 nucleotides long. It is a transcript of the gene cdk20, whose product is annotated as cyclin-dependent kinase 20. Gene Ontology annotation, cellular component: nucleus. Gene Ontology annotation, biological process: protein phosphorylation. The record is from RefSeq and is a predicted model, not a curated record. Gene Ontology annotation, molecular function: ATP binding; cyclin-dependent protein serine/threonine kinase activity. The transcript has 8 exons. Lineage: Eukaryota; Metazoa; Chordata; Actinopteri; Cypriniformes; Cyprinidae. The coding region runs from base 235 to 1269 and encodes 344 amino acids.